GUAGGUAAGCAGCUACAUUACUAGGUAGGAACCCUUCCAGCAGGCAGGGACAUGACGCUAAACCAUAGACACAUAGAGUAGUAGCGCCCCUACUACGUAGUGCGAAGCACACCGGCCGACCCCUGCUUGGGACCUUUCUCUGGCCAAUCAGGUGUACUUCUUUGCACUGCCUCAAUUCUUGGCACCACAUGUGCAAGAUCCAAACCAUCACUCCUAUAGCGGCACAUACAACUAUGCAUACAAUCAAAUCAGUCCAUCGUUAUGAGCACAACCGCCCUUCUUUCUGGAAGACGGGGGACCUGACAAGGGGGGCAAAUGCUCCUCUCAUCCUGUCUCUCUCUUCCCAUGUCUUGUCUCUCUGCCAAUUGCUUGUCUCGAGCUCUUCCUUCUCUCGCCAGCCUUGGCUUUUUUUUUUUCCCCCUUGUUACUGGAGUCGCCUGGAAAUUGAAACGAACCUCACGUCCCAUCUCUCCAGCCAACGUGCCUUCCCACCUACCUACCUUUCUUCUUUUCUCCGCUCGCGCUGUGCUUUGCUCUGCUUCGCCUGCCGCCAUGUUGAGACAAGGACAUUGCGCCUGAGAGGAGACCAUAUCUGCGUUCAACCGGCCAGCCUAUCUCAAUAUUCCUUACUCCCCGCCGAUACCAGUCGAUACUCUACCCGCCGCCGCCGACGACGAGCAGCAACGACUUGGACCUCGUCUCAUCAUCACACGCGCCGGUGCGCUCUUCCUAAUACAACCCGCCAUACCGCUCCUUUUUAUGCUUAAUAACAACACGAGACGCCCACGUCGGUUUCGCUAAUUACACCAAGGACGCGGGAUUAUUACCCAUCACGGAAUAUAGCUAGCUGGCUCACUCAACUUUGAUCGCUCUUUUUGCCUCCCGGCUGCCUCUUCCAUUGUACCGACAGGCACAGCCUCACCUUACCU
This is a messenger RNA of Colletotrichum navitas, 929 nucleotides long. RefSeq lists its product as uncharacterized. The record is from RefSeq and is a predicted model, not a curated record. NCBI's taxonomy places the organism in Eukaryota, Fungi, Ascomycota, Sordariomycetes, Glomerellales, Glomerellaceae. The transcript has a single exon. The coding region runs from base 189 to 767 and encodes 192 amino acids.